UUAAAAAUGAGCAAUGAGUUUGCACCGCUGAUGCUUGUAAUAGCUUGCAUAGCUUUUAUUAGAGGCUGCAUAUUAUGUUUUAAAAUUUGUUCUGAUGAUGAUUCUGCUCAAGGUUUGUAAGAUCGCGUUGAUUUAGAAUGUUAAUCACUCGACUGUCUUUGUUACCCGCGACUAGUCAGCUGUUGUUAAUGGCUGUCUGCUUGUAUGUGUAACCGGAGCUGUAUAAUAACACAAAAGUGCCAAACUAAAUUCUAUUUUUAAGCACAAAAUAAAUAUUCAGAUAAUCACAAAAUUAGAAAAAAAAAAUAUGAAUGAAAUAAAAAAUUUGAGAAUUCGCAGCACACAACAUACAAGACUUUUUACAAUAUCCAGUCACAACUACUUACACACUUUUUUGUAACAUCGACGGAAAUGUGCGAUCAAUUUGGACUUUUUAUUCUCUUUUCUCAAAUUUUUCUCUCAUUUCCAACAUAAAAAUCAUUCUUUAUUGUGUUGUGCGUUUCAGUCUUUGGUUGUAUUUUUGACAGAACAAAAGUAAAAAAUUUAUUUUUUUCGGCAACUUUCAAGAAAUUCAAAUUAAAGAGCCAUAAAAUGAGUGGAGAUUCUCUGGCCAUUUUUGCUUUUGCAAUGGUUUUUCUGAUGAUUUUCGUACUUUGUGCAAAGUGCUGCGAAAGUAUUUGUCAUGAUGAUGCUGUGCCAGCUUACUCAGCACCGAUCGUUGUCACAUCACAAUCGCAUCAAGCGCCUGGAUCAACCCGACCACAAACAGUUUUGAACCAAAACUCAAGACCGCCUGGUCAAUUUACUCCUACAUCGUACCCACCAGGAGGCUUAGUGGUUACUGGAUCAAGCGCACCACACUCUCCAAAGAAUACAUCACGUCCAUAUCCACCACAAGCUUCAUAUCCACCAACGGGUUCAUACCCACCACAAAGUUCGUAUCCACCACAAAGUUCGUACCCACCACAAUCUCAAUACUCAUCACAACCAGCCUACAAUCCACAACAAAUGCCACUUCCAUCAAAUAUGCCAUAUCCACCAGCAACAUCAUAUUCACCACAAAUUAGAUCAAACUCACCACAAAUUAGAUCAAAUUCACCACAUGGGCCAAAUAUGCAUCAGCCAUCAGCUCCUCCACCAUCUGCGCCAUAUCCAACAAACUAUUCAUCAGAAGAUUUGGAUGUACCGCCUAAUUAUGAUGAGGCAAUGACUAAUUUCUCGAAAGAACAGAAGAAGGUGUAGAUUUGAUAGGGAAUCAUGCUUAAAGAUUGCAUUUAUUUAAUGAACUAAGGUUAAGAGUUGUUGAUUUAGGGGAUUUUGAGGUUAUGAAGGUCUACAAGGGCUGAAUAGACUGUCUGAUGCAACUUUUAGUUCCUAUUUGUAUGUUUUUGAACGACAUUUAACUCACUAGUUUAAAUUUUAAGGAAUAUAGCUUAGGAGUGGGUUCUUUGAGCUAAACCUGAGCUUGCAUCUUUAAAUGGUAAUUUUAGGUUAGGUGUAGGUUUUGGUGUGUACGCAGGAACUCACCAUAGAGGUCAGUUCUCUUGGCUAUCCGAAGAACCUUACACUAAUGAAUAAAAUCUGAUGUACUUCAAUGUAAGAUUGAUCUGAGACCAGGGUCAUUGCCAGG
Messenger RNA from Chironomus riparius, 1630 nucleotides. Lineage: Eukaryota; Metazoa; Arthropoda; Insecta; Diptera; Chironomidae. The record is from the annotation of a GenBank genome assembly.